AUGGUACGAUCAUUUACGAGGCUGGCGCCCGUCCUCGCCGCGCUGUGCCUGGGCACAAGCCGGCUCUCUAGCGCUUUGCCCUCGCCUGCUGCGUCCGACGACAUUGCGUCCUUGCUGCUGGCACGUCAGAGCGCCGACAACACCAGCGCGUCGGGCAUCAACACGAACAACACGGCCGACUGCACCAACUGCACCAACCUGGGCAACUUCGCCAACCCAAUUCCCGUGUCGUCGUUGGACCCGGUGGUGCAGGUGCGCAACGGCUCCUACGCGGGCAUCACCAUCGCCCCCAUCGCGGCCGAGGCGACGCUCUCUGGCUUCGGCACCAACGGCACCCAAGAGGCCUUCCUCGGCAUCCCCUACGCUCAGCAACCCGUCGACGAGCUGCGCUUCCAGAGACCUCGAUCGCUCAACCAGAGCUGGCAGGACGUGCGUUCGGCCAAACGCUACUCGGAGCUGUGCUUCGGUGUAGGCACGGACGACGACUACCAACCGCCUUACGUCACCUACAAGCUCGGCGAGCGCUGCCUCACGCUCAAUGUCGUGCGUCCCGCUCGGCAGGACGAAGCGAGCAAGCUGCCCGUAUUCGUCUGGAUCCACGGAGGCGGUUUCUCGUACGGCGGCUCGGGCGAUAGGCGCUACAACGGCAGCUUCAUCGUGGACAAGUCGGUCGAGUUGGGCCAGCCGCUCAUGUACGUCAGCCUCAACUACCGUGUUCAGACGCUGGGCUUCCCCGUUGGCGACGAGGCGAGCCAGGCGGGCGUGCAGAACCUGGGCCUGUACGACCAGCGUCUUGCGCUGCACUGGAUCCGCGAAAACAUCGAGGCGUUUGGCGGUGACAAGGACAAGGUGACCAUCGUCGGCGAGUCGGCGGGUGGCGCGAGCAUGUACUUCCACCUCGCCGCGUACGGCGGCCGCGACGACAAGCUCUUCCGUUCGGUCAUCGCCGAAAGCGCCUACUACGCCACGGGGCUCGAUACGGCCAACAACACGGCGAGUCGAAACGACCAGUGGACCUCGCUCGCGCAGUACGCCGGAUGUGGAUCCAACAGCACGCUCGAGUGUCUACGCAGCGUGCCGCUCGAAACGAUCAAGCAGUGGAGCAUCAACAACACAGAGCUGUCCAUCUUCAACCCCGUCGUCGAUGGCGAUCUGGUGGCCAAGGAUCUGCAGCAGUCGUUCCUCGUCGGCGACUUUGUCAAGACCGUACCCGUCGUACUCAACAACAACCUCGACGAGGGCAUCUCCUUUGGUGUGCGUGGCGUCAACAACACGGCCGACAUUGUGAGCGCUCUGGAGGAAAGUCAAGCGCUGCCAGAUGGCUGGUCGACCCAGGAUGCACUCCGCUCGCUGGCGCAGAUCUAUCCGGACAACGAGGACGUCUAUCCGCCCUUCCAAGCCGGUGCAGGUCUGCUUCCCGCCACAGGUGGCGUCUUGGGUAAGAACGACCGUCGUUCGUGUGCGAUCUUUGGCGAUCUGCGCUUUGUGGGUCCUCGACGCCAGGCGACCGAGCUUCUGGCUCGCUCGUCACAGGCAGCCAUCUACUCGUCGCGCUUCGACCAGGUCUCGUACAAGUCGCCGAUCACAGCCGGGGCACAGCACUUCCAAGAGGUGGCAUACGUCUUCCGCAACCCCCUCGACACGCAGAACGCGCUGGGCCCGUUGCGGAAGGACAUUGCGCUCGCCAACGAGAUCUCGGCGUACUGGAUCAGCUUCGUGGCGAGUGGCGACCCGAACACGGCGCGAGACCAGGGCAAGCUAAGCGACGGAGCGCUGUACUGGCCCAAGUACGACGCCGACGGCGAGCGUAGCCAGGUAGCGUGGGUGCACGAUGGGCUCGGACACCGUAGCUUUGUCACGCCCGACACGUACCGCCAACAAGGCAUGCAGCUGUUGAUGGCGCUCAGAAGUGGCACCUUCAAGCCCUCCGACUUUCACUCGAGCCACACCAAGCGUGACGAGCUGUGA
Messenger RNA from Moesziomyces antarcticus, 1968 nucleotides. Its product is annotated as alpha/beta-hydrolase. NCBI's taxonomy places the organism in Eukaryota, Fungi, Basidiomycota, Ustilaginomycetes, Ustilaginales, Ustilaginaceae. The coding region runs from base 1 to 1968 and encodes 655 amino acids. The transcript has a single exon. Gene Ontology annotation, molecular function: carboxylic ester hydrolase activity. The record is from RefSeq and is a predicted model, not a curated record.